AUGCUGGAUCCUGAAUCAACGAGCGCUUCGCUCAAUUCGGAUCCAACUCAUGGCCAACUACAGGAACCACUUCUAAAGGCACUUUCAUUCCUUCGUGCCAUGAACUAUGAUCACAAGAGCCCAACUCUCUGGCUUAUACUCACCAAUCUCGAAAAUCAAAUCGGUGAAGGGGUCUACGAGCCUCCAGAUGUGUUUUCAUUCUUUCCAGCUGACUUUGUUCCAGGGAAGCUUUCUGGGUCUACCUUGUUUUCACCAGAAUCAAGAGAGCUGAAUGCUGGAACCAUAACUGGAUUUUUGGAUGGGUUAUUCACUACAGCAAAAUACGGCAUGAUACCCCAACUCUGUUUUGGUGGCCUUGGUGGUGAAAAGCCAAGAGGGACCCGAAGGUGUCCUCCUCAACGUAGGAUUGGGGACUAUUCUUAUUCAAUGGGUAAUCUGAUGUACAUGCCCACCACAAUCACGGCAGAAGGAAUUGUGAACGAGCUCGCUUUGCUCUUGACAGCUGAUCGACUGCAGGAGGCUCAUCGGUAA
Molecule: messenger RNA, 531 nt
Organism: Cylindrotheca closterium
Lineage: Eukaryota; Bacillariophyta; Bacillariophyceae; Bacillariales; Bacillariaceae
Source: the annotation of a GenBank genome assembly